This is a messenger RNA of Cyprinodon variegatus (sheepshead minnow), 2680 nucleotides long. It is a transcript of the gene lmbrd1, whose product is annotated as LMBR1 domain containing 1. Gene Ontology annotation, cellular component: vacuolar membrane. Gene Ontology annotation, biological process: protein localization to vacuole. The transcript has 15 exons. The record is from RefSeq and is a predicted model, not a curated record. The coding region runs from base 29 to 1546 and encodes 505 amino acids. NCBI's taxonomy places the organism in Eukaryota, Metazoa, Chordata, Actinopteri, Cyprinodontiformes, Cyprinodontidae.
CGUGGGUUUGUUGUUACAGGAAGUAAAGAUGGCGGCUCAGUCCUUACUCUCAGAGUCUGCGAUCGGAUGGUCAAUUUUCACGGUUGUUCUCUUGGCAAUCUUGGCUUUCUGCUGGAUCUACAUUCGCAAAUUUCAGAGUCGGCAAGACAGUGAGGUGGUUUCAACUAUCACGGCAAUAUGUGCACUGGCCAUUGCUUUGAUAACCUCGGCUCUCCUACCAGUCGACAUAUUCCUUGUUUCAUACAUGAAAUAUCCCAACGGUACCUAUAAGGAAUGGGCAGCAAACAAUGAGACAAGAAGCCAGAUUGAAGCCACUGUGUUGUAUGGUUAUUACACUCUCUACUCCAUCAUACUGUUCUUUGUCUUCCUUUGUAUCCCGUUUGUCUACUUCUACUAUGAAGAAAAGGAUGACAGCAAUGUAAACAAAUGUUCACAAGUGAAAAAUGCUCUGAAGUACACAGUUGGAUUUGUCAUUGUCUGCGUGGUGCUCCUGUUAAUUGGAGCAUUUGUUCCACUUGAAGCUGCACCUGGACAAAAUUCCACUCAGUGGGAGAAGGUUCAGUACCUUUUUGAUGAGCUCGGCAGUAGCCAUGGUCUUCCAGCUCUAUCUUUCUCCAUCAGCUCUUUGACCUUGAUUGGCAUGUUGGCAGUGAUCACAUACACUGCAUAUGGGAUGUCUGUCAUGCCUUUGAAUCUGAUAAAAGGCACUCGGAGUGUCGUCUAUGAACGCCUUGAGAACACAGAGGACAUUGACGAGGUUGAGCAUCAGAUUGAAAAUCUCAAAUCAAAGUGUAAGGAUGGACGUCCUCUGUCCUCAAAGGACAGACGUAGCCUACAGGAGCUUGAGGGCAAACUGCAGGUCCUCCAGCGCAGAGGAAGACACCUGGACAUUGCAGAGAGGAACUGCUGCUCUAAAGUUGGCAGUGCUCUCAGACCUGUGAAGAUAAUACUGGGGGUUUUCUUUAUCCUGGUCGCAUUGUUGUUCACUAUUUCCCUAUUUAUUUCAAAUUUGGAUAAAGCUCUGCACUCUGCUGGGAUCAGCUAUGGUUUCAUAAUCUUUGGCACCAACCUGACCAAUCCUCUCAAUGAACUUCUGCUGGCCUUACAACCUCUCUACAAAAUAAGACCAAAGAGAACACGUCCCCAGGCCCUCCUCUUCCUCUGCAUGAUUCUGCUGUUGAUUGUUCUUCACACCAGCUACAUGAUCUACAGUCUGGCCCCACAAUAUGUCAUGUACGGCAGCCAGAAAUAUCUUGUACAGAGUCAGACAUCCUCAACUGAUCCAGGUCCUGGCAAUACUACUUUGAGCACUACAAAGAUAUGUGAUGCAGAUGCACCUGAGGAUCAAUGCAUUGUGACUAGAACCUAUCUUUUCCUACACAAGUUCUGGUUCUUUAGCACCAUCUACUACUUUGGCAACUGGGCUUUUAUUGGAGCUUUCCUCAUUGGACUGGUGGUAUCAUGCUGCAGAGGGAAGAAAUCAGUGAUCGAAGGAGAAGUGGAGGCUGAUGACUCAGACAUUAGUGAUGACGAAUAUGUGCAUUAAAAAAAACAUGUUAUUGAUAUUGUACUCAUAGCUUAUAGGGACUGGAAAGUAUGAUUAUUUAACUAAUAAGAAAAUUGAACUUAAACUGAUUGUAAUAAGUUGGAUUGUUUCAUUAGAUUCCAGGUUUGGUGGAGUUGACACUUUGUUCCCUUUUAAUGAGAGAGCUCAGACUGAUAGUAGCAGAUUCCUCGGUCAAUGUUAGUGAUGGCUCUGGGAUUCUGGGAGUGUCCUCCAGAUUUCGCUUUACAGUCUGACAUAAAUUACUUAUUUUUUAGGAAAACGCUGACAUGAAAUAUUUACUGUUCCAAAGCUCAGUGUUUGGGCUUCUACCUUAGUAUCUUUUGUUUUUCUUUUUUUGUCUUUUUUUUUUUUUUUACUUCCUACAGGUACUCUUUCUAUUCUGCUUAAGUUAUUUAUUCUUGAAAACAUAUACACUGUACCUUGGUACAUAUCUGAAGCCCAGCAGUUGUUUUGCUGAAGACCUGCUUGUUAUAAAAACAAUGAUUUCUAAAAGUUGACAUUCGUAACACUGAAAGGAUGAAUGUUUGCUUUGAUUUGCAUCGGCUCAGAGUGCAGAUGGUGUUUUUUUUUUGUGUUCCUGCCACUGUAGACCCGCCUGAAGUGUAAAAAGUUUAGAAUCAAUUGUAUCUAGUGGGUUUUCAGCUCUUUAAUGUAUAAACUUGGUUUUGCUAUGGGUGGAGAAACAGGAAAAUGAGUAAUGGAAAAAUGUAAGAUAUCAAUAAUUUUUGUUUUCUUUUAAUAAAAACUACACGUCAUUUUGGGUUUCACUUUAGAGGUAAUUGGCUGCACAAUGCGUUGCAUUUAAUUGCUUUUUUUUAGCCCUACACAGAUUUAUUCCACAAUGUAUGUAUCUCAAAUUAAGGGUGAUAAUUAAAGUUUUGAAGCGAAAUGUUUGUGCCUCAUGAAUGCAAGCUGCUAUGAUGGGCACAAAUACCUAAACUUGUCCUAGCUUACGUUACUUUAGAAUUUAGCCUCAAUUCAAGUAUUAGUUUCCUUUUAUUGUUAGGAAAUGAAUGCCAGGUCAAUGUUUGCGAACCAAUUAUAUGAUUGUGAAGAUUUUGGGAAAAUAUGUUAAUAAUUAAUGGUACCUAUAUUUAAAGGAAUAAAAAAAUU